AUGCCACUUGAAUUAAUAAAAGAAGUCAACGGAGUGCCUGAAGUUGAUCUGCUAAAUAAAUUACACAAAGUCGAUAUCAGAUCCCUACAGCCAGGUUGUGAUUAUGACAAGAAAUAUAUCCAGGGAAAACUCUCACUUAUCUCUUCUUUAAUCUGUGGUGAAAACAGAAGAGCUAUUUUAAAGAUUGGACUUCAAGAACAAGAUAAUUCGAGUUCAGAGAUCAGCAAGAUCAAUAUAUUAUUUUUUGGAAGCUUAGCAAAGGACUGUGCCAAAGUUUUCUAUGAAGGGGACACCAUUGCAGUGGCUGGAUUUGUUGUUCUGUCAGCAUCUUCAUCUCCAAGCAGAGAUGGUAAACAUUGCUUAUUUCUGAAAGCAUCUGAGAACUUCAAAUCAACUGUUUAUGUUUAUGUUAAACCGGUAGGAGAUUGUUCUACAGAAUCAAUGUCUUUGGCUCCAGCCACACAUUAUGUAUAUACACCCCUGAAUCAACUUAAAGGUGGCAUGAUUGUGAACGUCUAUGGUGUCGUGAAGUUCUUUAAACCUCCGUACCUAAGCAGAGGAACUGAUUAUUGUUCAGUUGUAACAAUUGUGGACCAGACAAAUGUAAAACUAACCUGCCUGUUCUUUAGUGGAAAUUAUGAAGCCCUUCCAAUGAUUUAUAAAAAUGGAGAUAUCGUUCGCUUUCACAGGCUAAAGAUCCAAGUAUAUAAAAAGGAGACUCAAGGUAUCACCAGCUCUGGCUUUGCAGCUUUGACAUUUGAGGGAACUUUGGGGGCUCCUAUCAUUCCUCGUACUGCAAGCAAAUGUUUUAACUUCACUGCUGAGGACCAGAAAAUGGUCGAAGCUUUACGUAUUUGGGCAUCGACUCAUAUUUCACCUUCUUCAAUAUCAGUCAAAUUGUGUGAUGUCCAGCCAAUGCAGUAUUUUGACCUGACUUGCCAGCUCUUGGGCAAAGCCGAAGUGGAUGGAGCAUCAUUUCUUCUAAAGGUAUGGGAUGGCACCAGGACCCCAUUCCCAUCUUGGAGAGUCUUAAUACAAGACGUUGCUCUUGAAGGUGAUUUAAGUCGCAUCCAUCAGCUGCAGAAUCUGACAGUAGACAUUUUAGUCUAUGAUAACCAUGUUCAAGUGGCUAAAUCUCUAAAGGUUGGAAGCUUCCUUAGAAUUUAUAGCCUCCAUACCAAACUUCAGUCAGUCAGUUCAGAGAACCUAGCAACGUCUUUAGCCCUAGAAUUUCAUCUCCAUGGAGGCACAAGUUAUGGUCGGGGAAUCAGAGUCUUGCCUGAAAAUAACUCCGAUGUGGAUCAGCUGAAAAAGAUUUUAGAAUCUGCACACUUGCCCCCCAACCAGAGUUUUGUUGGUGUAUGUCAAUCAGAGCAAGAGGACAGCUUUUCAAACAUUUCAAGCUCUGGAUCAGUAUCACUAUAUGAAGUCGAAAGAUGUCAACAACUCUCAGCUACCAUACUUACAGGUCAUCAAUAUUUGGAGAAAACCCCACUGUGUGCUAUUUUGAAGCAAAACGCUCCUCAACAAUAUCGUAUCCGAGCAAAACUGAGAUCAUAUAAGCCCAAAAGACUCUUUCAGUCUGUCAAACUUUAUUGUCCUAAGUGUCACUUACUGCAAGAAGUGCCACAUGAGAUUGAUUUGGAUAAGAUUUUCCAAGAGGGUGCAAGCACAACCCCAGAUACAAAGCUACAAAAUACAUCCUUAUAUAAUUCGAAGGUCUGGACCACUAAAGAUCAAGGAGAACGAAAAGUAGCUAUUCAUUUUGUGAAAAAUAAUGGUAUUCUUCCACUUUCAAAUGACUGUCUAAUUUUGAUAGAAGGAGGUACACUCAGUGAAAUCUGCAAACUCUCAGACAAGUUUCAUAGUGUAAUUCCUGUAAGAUCUGGCCAUGAAGACCUGGAAGUCCUUGACCUUUCAGCUCCAUUUCUUAUACAAGGGAAAAUACAUCACUAUGGAUGUAAACACUGCUCUAGUUUGAGACCAAUAAAAAAUCUAAAUUCCCUGGUUAAUAAAACAUCGUGGAUUCCUUCUUCUGUGGCAGAAGCACUGGGCAUUGUUCCCCUCCGACAAGUGUUUGUGAUGACAUUUACUCUUGACGAUGGAACGGGAGUAUUGGAAGCUUACCUCAUGGAUUCUGAAAAUUUCUUCCAGAUUCCAGCAUCAGAAGUCUUAAACAAUGAUAAUCUUCAGCAUAACAUGGAAAUGAUCAUGGAUAUGUUUUGUCCCCCAGGAGCAAAAAUUGAUGCAUAUCCGUGGCUGGAAUUCUUCAUCAGGUCAUAUAAUGUCACAAGUGGAAAGGAGCAGCAGAUAUGCUAUCAGAUUUUUGAUACUACAAUUGCAGAUGAUGUUAUCUAA
This is a messenger RNA of Rangifer tarandus platyrhynchus (Svalbard reindeer), 2358 nucleotides long. NCBI's taxonomy places the organism in Eukaryota, Metazoa, Chordata, Mammalia, Artiodactyla, Cervidae. The record is from the annotation of a GenBank genome assembly.